AUGGCGAGAGCUGCGAGCGCCAGUGGUAGCAGCGCAAAGAAGGCUCGCCCGCCUGCUCGCUACGCAAGAAAGAAGAGCGCCAAGUCUUCAAAGCAAUCCUUCUCGUCCGAUCGAUCCCAGUCGCAUACCGCCGUGUUCAGGCCGUCCGUGUCGCGCAGCAGUAGUCGCGGCAAUUCUACUCUGCGUAACGCCACGUCCACCACAUCGAAGCGCCUUACCCUUCCCGCACACCUCACGCAGACGGUCGAAGCAUCCGCCGCCAGAAGCUAUGCAGCCACGAGUGGCCUGGGCGACCAUUUUGCUGCUCAGCGCUCGCACUCAGCUUCCUCUCUGAGGCGGGUGACCAGUAAUGUCGGCGUCGGCUCGGUUCCUGCGGCACUGGCACGCUACCGUAGGAAGGCUGGCGUGCCGCGCGUGAUCACCAACGCCAGUGCGAUCAUUGACGCAUCGUCAUCAGCAUCUCGCCCCUCCCUAGACUCCACAACUCAUCUUGAGCUAGCCACACAGCAGCCCCCUCCUUGGAUGCGUGACCUCAUUCAUUCCCAGUCACCUCAGUCUAAUGUUGCUCAAGCUUCAGAAUGGGGACCUACAUCUGAGGAGCAAGAACAAUUGAGCGCAGUGUACGCCAGCUCCCCAACGCAAAGCAUCAACAGCAGCACGAGCAGCAAGCCAUUCUCCGAGCCAGGUCUGGCAGAUCUGCGCCACCUCACGCUCGCUCGAGCACCGAAUGUUCGUCCGAUUGACUAUGCGGAGGAGGACCUUAAUGCGGGUUAUGCCAGCGACGAGUUUGCACUUGCUUCGCACCACUACGCCGACGGCGAAGAGACUACGUUGCUUGCCCAGCAAGAAUUGACGUCUUCUCGCCCCCCGACCGCGCCUGAAAUGCUCCGCCCUUGGUCGCCUCUGCGCAAGGACGGUCUUUCUUACCAAGAGGAUGAUGUGCAGACCGCCAAGGUCGCUACCACGAACAGUCACCUCCAUGCCAUUGAAUUAGCCCGUCCGACCAAGAGUGUCAGCUUCGCCGACUCGCCACAGUUCCUCAGCGACGUUCUUACUGCCUCAUCUGCUUCGCCCGGACAUUCCUUUCUUACGCCAAUGGAUCCCUCCAACUCGGCGGACGGGCUUCAGCAGCUGCUUUCUGGCUCCUCUUCUUUGCUCUCGGACUCAACUGGCAAGACAACGCCAACAACUCCCACGUCUGCUUCUGAGCACUUCUCCACACUACUGAAGCCUCGCAGCCCAUGGAGUUCGCCUUUUGCUCCACAGCUAGGUGGGAUCGCCCGUAGACAAGGAGACGCGGCACCUCGUCCGUUGUACUCGGAGGCAGACGUCGAGAUCUACAAGCGGGAGGUGCUCCUUGGCGGGCAGGCCGGCGCUGCCAGUAGCGAACAAGGGGAAGGCGCGAAGGAUACCGGCAAUCAGGGGCGAUUCGAGACGUUCGACGACUAUCCUGACGGCAGCACAACUCGCUCCGGCAGUGUCGCAGCCGCAAUUGCUGACGUCGGACAAGAUACACACAAGACGACUGCAGAGCAAGAGCAGCAUCACUUCUUUGAUUCGGAGGGACUUGGCGACGACGAGGACUAUCAGGAUGAUUGUGAGGGCAUGAGGAGCGAUUGA
Jaminaea rosea is the source of this 1620-nucleotide messenger RNA. RefSeq lists its product as hypothetical. Bases 1 to 1620 code for a protein of 539 amino acids. The record is from RefSeq and is a predicted model, not a curated record. The transcript has 4 exons. NCBI's taxonomy places the organism in Eukaryota, Fungi, Basidiomycota, Exobasidiomycetes, Microstromatales.